This is a messenger RNA of Cladocopium goreaui, 2136 nucleotides long. Lineage: Eukaryota; Dinophyceae; Suessiales; Symbiodiniaceae. The record is from the annotation of a GenBank genome assembly.
AUGGUGGUGAACCUGAAUGCCAGGGACCGAGCCACAGCAGCACAUGCUGCUGCUGCCAGGUAUGGUAAGGUCUCCCCAUUUGAUGAAGCGAAUUCUCGGCCGCCUUCCAGACCAUCCUCUGCAAGACCUUCAGCCAGACCUUCAUCGGCAGGCACAGCUCGCACAAAGCUUGGCAACGAAUCUCCCAAUCGAUCUCCACGGUUGCACUGGGGAUUGAACUUUACUGUGCCUCGAAGCUUUGUAGAGAUUGCUGCAGGACAGCAUAUUGAUUGGUUGGAGUUGCAGUUUGGGCCAAAGGAAAUCAAAUUUCGAGAGCUCGGAGCCAAGUUGGAAGCCGAAGCCAUGGAGGCGGCUGCCCGCGAGGCAUUGCUGGCUCGCAAUGGAUUGGAGCGGCGACGCCGGGCAGAGAGAGCCUGCAAGGAGAAUCGAAACUGCACGGGGGAACCAUGGCGUCAUGGCCGGCAUGGAGGCCAUCAAGGAGAUGGACCCCCUGGCGGGGGUGGGCCUCUGCAUCUUCCUAGCCGGCGCAAUCGAACAGGCUACGGAAUCCGCACUAAGGCACCGGCAGCUGAUGGAAGCACGACGCUUGCACAGGGCAGCUCGGCCUGCCUCGGCGCCACUCGCGCGUGGCCCUCCUUCAAGGCUCACUUGAGUGAAAGGAACUCCUCCAAAGAGCAUGCUGCAACGAAUCACAAAGGCUGGCUAGCUGCACUGGCCAGAACAGACGUGGUCAAGAGACAAAAGUUGGAGACCCAGUUUGAGGAGCUUAUAGCAGAGCUUCAAAAGCGCUUUGAACAGCAUAGCGUGGACUCCGCCGUGGACGAGCUCUUUAUCAUCUCCGACUUGGAUGUCUCACAGAACAAGCUCUCCUUAGAUCAGUUUCAAACUCUUUUCACGGUGCUGAGCUACCCCAACGUUUGCGUCGAGAGGUUCCGCAUGUUCGGCUGCCCCACGCUGGAUGAUAGUGUGAUGCAGGUUUUCAGCGAUUAUCUUCGACAACUGGCCCCGGACUGCGCCCCCCUGGAGUUGCAUUUGAGUGAUUGUGCUGUGACAAGCGAGGGCUUCCACUCUCUAUGCGGCGCCUUAGAGGAGACGCAGCUGUACCCGAAAGCCAACAGUCUCAGCCCCACCAUUGGCACGCCACUCUAUCUCCGCCUUGAGAAUAACUACAUCACGGAGGAGCAUAUCAAAGAAAAGGUCGAUGCUGGAGUCCUACGGCACUUCAACAAGGCGAAUGGUAAGACUGCUCCACUGUCUGGUGGUGCCAAGGCGAAUUUGGUGAUGAAGGGGAGCACCUACGGCCAAAAGGAGGGCAGUCCGCCCGCGCCGGAGGAAGCUCCACCAAAGCAGAUCUUCGACCGGAACAACCCGGCCACGAAGCUACAACAGGAUAACUGGAAUCCUUGGAUGUGGAUGAUGCAGUUCGGUCCUUGGGGCGGUUGCCACAAAGGUGGCUGGCAGAAAGGUGCUAUGAAGGGCAUUCAGACAAGUGCCGUGAAGGGUGGCAUGCAGAAAGGUGGCAUGACGCCCUGGCCAGGACUUAUGGCACUUGCAGGCAAAGCAAAGGGUAAAGGCAAACAGCUGGGGAAGUCACAAAACCCACAGCAGAGCGGCGGCCAGAAUCAGUGGCAGAAUCAGAACCAGCACGAGAGCCAGUCCAGUCAGAACUGUCAAUCCAGCCAGUGGUCGAAUGCCCAAUCCUGGCAGAAUCAGAGCCAGGGGAAAUCCGAUCAAGACCAGAAUCCGAGUUGGAAGGCGUGGGAAUCCAAGUCAUCCACCUGGCAGGAUCAAGGAGGCAGUUGGAAGGACAAGUCAUCGACGGAGUGGUCAUCAAAUGACAGCUCUUGGGGAAACGGGUCCAGCUCGUCCCAAGGCCAAAGUUGGCAAAAAGAUUCCAGCACAGGCUCAAAGCAACAGCCGCAGAACCAGGACUGGAAACGGCAAGAAGGUCGCCGCGGUUGGACUUCCCAAGGCUCCGAAGACCGAUCCCGGACGCCUGCUCCGCGUCCAAAGCCUGAGGCACAAGAAAAGCCGCCGCCCCCCUGGGAGAUUCACUAUUCAGAGGAACAUCAUCUCAAGUACUUCUGGAACAGUGAGACGGGCGAAUCCUUGUGGGAGAAGCCGGAGAAGUGGUAA